Coccomyxa subellipsoidea C-169 is the source of this 2008-nucleotide messenger RNA. RefSeq lists its product as hypothetical. Bases 60 to 1742 code for a protein of 560 amino acids. The transcript is spliced from 6 exons. The record is from RefSeq and is a predicted model, not a curated record. NCBI's taxonomy places the organism in Eukaryota, Viridiplantae, Chlorophyta, Trebouxiophyceae, Coccomyxaceae.
CUAUAUUCUACUGUAUUUAUGAGAAGAUCGUAGCCCCUUGGGGCCAUUGCAUUGACACGAUGAAGAGCUCCCAAUUACCGCUGGGGCAUUCGAGCUUGUGCGUCCAGAGGAUGUCUGGGCCCAUCAUCGUGCUCGGUUUCUUGAUGCUUGGAGUUUCGUUGUUGUUUUUGGAAGAUCUGAGAAUUAGUGUUAAGAAAGUCUUGGUUGGCGCCAGUCCUCAAUCGAAUUUCCGCGUAACGAUCUCCGGGACAGUCCUUCCCGCGAGCGCUGUGAGGUGCAACCGACUUGCAUUGCCUGCAAGCUUCUAUAACGAAUCACAAGGGCCCUACAAUCCAGCUGCUGUACGGCAUCCCAUCAGCGGAGAAUGGCUGCUGGUCUAUACAUUCGACGAGGUGUGGUUUGGGAUAAGCGAGUACGCACGGACUGGAAAUUACCUGGAGGGCCGGAUGCGGUCACACCCACUCCUUAUAAAGCUUGGGUCUGAGGCGACGCCCUCCAUGCGAAAGCUUGAGGACGUGCAGAUGCUCGAGCUGGACGAUGGAUUCUCUCGUGUCCAGAAAGAGUUUGGCGCGGACCUCUACAAAGCUGCAGACUGGAGGCCCUUCAUCUGGAAGAACGAGGUAUACCUGGGGCACUGGAUAGGCUUUCUGCCGGCCCAGGAGCGCAUGGCCAUCGCCCGCCUGGACAUGGAUGCUGGCAUUGUGAGAUAUGAGUACCGCUUCAGCCAGCUGAGCGACGAGAUAGAGAGCGCGCAGCACCCAGACCUCGCCAGUGACAAGCAGGCUGGUGCCUCGCUACGGGUGGGCGCAUUCAAGAAGAAUGAGAAGCCGGGCUUCAAGCGGGAGAAGAACUGGGGCUUUGUGGAGGAGGACGGCGCGCUCAUGAUCUACUAUGCUCUGCUGCCGUGCACCGUCGUGCUUGAGUUUGACAUGGGGCAGCCUGAUGGAGUUCUGCUCAGGUCGCGCACUUGCUAUGACGAGCAGGCUGCCGUCAUUCAGCAACAGACUGGGCUGGAGAUUUUGGACUUUGAGAUGCACAGCAGCGGCAACCCAGUGCCCUGGGACGUGGAGAAUGGGGCGGAGCACAAGGAGUACCUGUCCAUGCUCCAUGUGAAGAAGGGUGACUACGCCCACUGGGCCAUCCGCAUCAACCGCGCCAGCCGGCGCAUCACCCACAUAUCUGCAGGCCCCAUCAUCAAGGCGCGCGAUUACCGCAAUGAGGGGUUCCUGCAGACUGCGCUGGUAGUGAGCUCCUUCCAUGUCCUUGAGCAAGUGGCUGCCGAUGGCGUUGUGGAGCGCUCAUUGAGGAUAUUGUAUGGGGAGGGAGACCGGUUUGGUUGCUGGCUGGAUGUGGCUACGGAUGCCAUUGUGUGGCACGAGCUGACAGAAGAGGACAUCCUGCCCUCUGCCGAGCCACUCCCGCAGCACCAUGCAGAGGCUGGUGAGCCUUCUCCUGCUGAGGCGGCACUGGAGCAGGCGAGGUCCCACCUCAGGGAUUCACUGGUGGCACCAGCACCAGCACAGCCGCCUCAAGGAGGACACAGCGCUGUCCCAUCACAGCUCAGCCAGAUCAAGGACUCAUCGAUGGGGAGGUUGGAACACAAGCUGGAGGCUGUCGGUCAGCACGUCAUAUCAAGCACUGUCACAAGCUAUGAUGCCUGGAUCCAUGGAGACAGCGGAAGCAGCGCUAGUGCAGAUGCACCGGCUCAGAAGAACUCUCUGCCUCUUCAACCGCGCACAUGACUCUUGAGAGGCACCUGACACAUUCAUGACGUAUGUAUGUGUAUUCUUGCAUCUGCAGAGUGGGCAAAAUUCCGUGCUGUACGAACAAUAUAUUACUGUGUACUGAUAUUUAUUCAUUUGAGCUUUAGAGACCUUCAGGUGCCAGCUGGACUCCUUUGCAGUCUAGUGCGUAGUCCAAGUAAUAGGACACAUGAUCAUGAGUAAAUGUAAAAUGCAAGCUGUGGACGCAACCUUGUGGGCUACCCUCCUUUAAAGGUGUGAUGUUG